CAGUGACCGUGCCUCCUUCAGCCUCUCCCCACUGAUUCCCGGAGCCAUGAAAAUCUUUUCCUUUAUUCUUGCUGCCAUCAUCCUUCUUGCUCAAAUCUUCUCAGCCAGAGGAGGAUUUCAAAGACAACUACACUGUCAGAGAAUGGAUGGUCGCUGCGAAGUCGAAUGCCUUUCCUUUGAAGAUAAGAUUGGAGGCUGCCGAGCUGAACUGACACCAUUUUGCUGCAAAAAAAGAGAGAAUAAUUAAAAGCUAAGCCGCGACUACACACAGGGA
Molecule: messenger RNA, 274 nt
Organism: Camelus dromedarius (Arabian camel)
Lineage: Eukaryota; Metazoa; Chordata; Mammalia; Artiodactyla; Camelidae
Product: beta-defensin 107A
Exons: 2
Coding region: 47-247 (66 amino acids)
Biological process (GO): innate immune response
Cellular component (GO): extracellular region
Source: RefSeq, a predicted model, not a curated record